This is a messenger RNA of Trematosphaeria pertusa, 4074 nucleotides long. RefSeq lists its product as uncharacterized. Bases 1 to 4074 code for a protein of 1357 amino acids. Gene Ontology annotation, biological process: positive regulation of transcription by RNA polymerase II. The transcript has 5 exons. Gene Ontology annotation, molecular function: ATP-dependent chromatin remodeler activity; DNA binding; ATP binding. Lineage: Eukaryota; Fungi; Ascomycota; Dothideomycetes; Pleosporales; Trematosphaeriaceae. Gene Ontology annotation, cellular component: nucleus. The record is from RefSeq and is a predicted model, not a curated record.
AUGGAGAAUAGAACGAAAGAGAGGCCCCACCCUCCGCGGCGAAGUGCCCGCAAUAGGAAGAGCGACAUCCUGGCGUCCGACACUGUCCAGCCCCCGGCCACUACACAGCGCAGCGCCCGCCCGCCUCGCAAGCUCGACACGGCGCGCGCGAGACUCAGAGGUGCCAUCGCCCAGCAGUCCAAGGCGAAGGCGGACAGCUUCUUGGCAGCCAACAAGGACUACUUUCUGCCGUUGCUUCCUGCACACAACUACGUGUCCAAGCUCGUGGCGAGCAAUCAUCCCCGUUCCACCGUGGAGUACGAGCAUCUUCGCCGCCAACCCCAGGGUGUCCGAGCAACGAUGAAGCCAUACCAGCUCGAAGGCCUGUCCUUUUUAGUUCAUCUUUACAACAACGGCUUCUCCGGGAUUCUUGGCGACGAGAUGGGUCUGGGCAAGACUUUGCAGACUUUGUCACUGUUUCAAUAUCUAGAGGAGCAAGACCAAAAGUUAGGCGCCGCAUCCGAGGAGCUGCGACCCUAUCUCGUCAUUUGUCCGCUGAGUGUUCUCAACUCAUGGGUAACGGAAGCGCAGAAAUGGGUUCCCGAACUCAAGAUCCUCCGAUUCCACGGCACUGCCAACCAGCGAGAUCGCCUCAAGAAGGUCGCCCUCGGCAUGGCGGACCAGUUCGGCAAUGAGACUCUGCAGUCCAGGAAUCGCAAGGCAUCGAGAAAGGCUGGUCUCAAGGUCUCGAAGCUUCCCACUGACGCCUCCUCGGAAUCCUACCAGAUCAUUGUGACGACUUAUGACACAUUCCAGGCCGAGCACUCGUGGUUCAAGCACUCAUUUGUCUGGCGCUACGUGGUCCUUGACGAAGGCCACAAGAUCAAGAGCAGCGUCUCGCAAAUAUCCACGGCGCUGAGGCAUAUCGCUGCAGAGUAUCGCCUCAUAUUGACCGGAACUCCGUUGCAGAACAAUCUUGUCGAAAUGUGGGCUUUACUGGCUUGGCUGUACCCUGACGUUUUCGCCGACAAUACCCAGAGUCUCUUCAAGGAAUCUUUCGAUCUCACUCGAGGCAUGGUCAACCGGAAGACCAUGGAUGACGCCCGACGACUGCUCGAACUCAUAAUGUUGCGGCGGAUGAAGGAUAGUCCAGGUGUCAACCUUGGGCUACCACCGAAAGAGGAGGUGCUGCUAUACGUCCCCCUUACCCCAAUGCAGCGUUUCUGGUACACCCGGCUUCUCACGCGUGUGGAUGACGCCAUGCUCGACGAACUCUUCGCGAACGGAAAGAGCAAGGAAAAGCUUGCUUUGGAAAAGGAGAAAGAAGAUGGCAAGCUGCUAUCGCGAAUCGAGAAGUUGAACGCCAACACAUUAGCACAGGAGGGCGACUGGGGAGAGACUGCCGAGAUCAUGCGACAGGCCCUCGAGAAGGAAAAGGGUGCUGAGACCAAUUCAGCCUGGCGCAAGCUCAUGAACCUUGUCAUGCAACUCCGGAAAUGCUGCUCUCAUCCCUAUUUGCUGCCGGGCACUCUUCCUGACCCAUAUUACAUCGGCCAACAUGUCAUUCGUGCGUCAGGAAAGUUCAUCCUCCUUGCGAAGCUCCUGAAGCACCAGAUCUUCGAGCAACGCAAGAAGGUGCUGAUCUUCUCUGGCUUCACCCAGACGCUAGAUUGCUGCGAAGACAUGCUAGCCCUUAUUAGCAACCACGGCAAGGGCUUUAAGUACGUCCGCUUAGACGGUAGCACCGGCCGGGCUCGGCGCAAUCUCGACAUUCGCCUAUUCAACGAUUCCAAGACCGACUAUAAGGUCAUGCUUCUGUCAACUCGUGCUGGUGGCCUAGGCAUCAAUCUGACCAGCGCGGAAGACGUCAUCUUUCUGGACGAGGACUGGAACCCCCAGAUUACCUUGCAGGCAGAAGCUCGAGCCCACCGGAUUGGCCAGACGAAGAAAGUGACCAUCUAUAAGCUUUGCACUCAAGGCACGGUAGAGGAACAGAUGAUGGGUCGCAUCCGGAAGAAGCUAUACUUAUCAGCUAAGAUAACAGAAUCUAUGAGGAACAUCCAUGGGGCGCGCGCUUCCGCAACCGCCGCCGCUAAAGGGCAUCUUUCGCUUACAGAUGAUAUGCCAGAGAUGAGCACCGGCCAGCUCAAAUCCCUCAUCCGCCGUGGCGCGCAGACCCUGUCGCAUCCCGAGAUCAACGUGACAGAGAUGCUGUCCUGGGACCUCAACACAAUGAUGGCAAAGUGUCGCGACAAGCCCGCGGAUUUGCACGCGAACCCUGACGUUGUGAAUCCCGACAUUGACGAGGAGAAAUGGCUAUCGGUAAUGGAGCGUGUCGAAUGUGCCGUUCUCGAUGGGAAGCGCUACCAACGCCAACUCAACACUAAGGCCGAUAAUCCCGCCGUCAACAUUCUGCCGGAUUCCAUCAGCCGCGAAGACCGCCGCAAGGGCAAGAACACCACUGUGAUGAUCGAUGGAUUCGCUAUCAACAAGGAAUCGCUCAGCUGUAACGACUGGGAAGCUGUUCCAACCUUUGCCGGAAAGGAUCCACGACUCGCGGAACCCAAGCGUGAGAAGCGACGGGAGAUCCAGCACGAAGAGCAUUGCGUAGCCUGUUUCGAUGGACCAGAUGCAGGGCAUAUGGUGGAGUGCAAGAGCUGUCCACGAACGUACCAUUACGAUUGUUUGGAAGACGACUAUCAGGUCAAAGUCAAAGGAUUCAGCGGCUUCUUCUGUCCCCAGCAUACCUGCUAUGAGUGCGGGAAGAACACGACGGAUGCUGGAGGCCUUAUUUACCGCUGUCGCUGGUGCCCGCACGGGUUCUGCGAAGACUGCCUUGAGUGGGGCAAGGAAGAGCUCAUCGGUGAGAAUCUUCCGGAGUUUGAGAUGCUGGGUGAAGAAUCCCCUACAGGCGGAUUCUACAUCAAGUGCCCUAGCUGCAUUGAGGCCGUUGAGGAGGAUGAAGAUAGGAGGGAGUGGAUGAUGGGCAUGGAGGCCAGCUACCGGGAGCAACAUGAAGAGUGGGUCAAGGAUCAAGAAGAGCAGCUGCGUUUCCUCGAGAAAGAGCAAGAUGCCCUGCAAGGCACCGGUCACCAGAACAAGAUCCAGAAUAAGGUCAAUGCUGAGACGAACCAGCUGCUUCCGCAACUAGGUCUCGGAAACCAGCGUUUCCGGCCCAUCAUUCUCGACGACGAUGACGCUGCUUCACAGCCUGCGCUGACCGACACUUCGAUUCCAACUCCUGCCCCUGGCGAGUCUGGCGUAAGCACUCCGCGCCUCCUAGGCCCUCAAAUGCAGGGCAAGAGAAGGGCCGAGAUUGAGCUCGAUGAAGAGUUCAGGGAUGCGCGUGAGGAGAAGAGGGCUAGGCUUGACACUAUCGGACAAGCCUUUCGAAGCAUAGACAAGCAUUUCCUAGUUGCGAAUAAGCUCGUACAGUUUUCUCACGAAGCAACAAAGGUUCAACCACAGCUCACCGCUGAGGCUGUUCUACGAUGCGCCGGGUAUUUGUGGAGACAUUGGUGUCAGCAUGGAAUCCAAAAUGGGGGGAAGGCGGGAAUAGCGACUGACACUCCGCCAGCGACGACAGUUGACUUCAUCGCCGAAAGUGGAAGGGAGAAAAAAUAUAAAGCACCCACUGCUGCCGCACAACAAGGAGUAUCAUCACUCAAGGCCACUACCAUUCAGUCCUUCAUAGAUCUUCUUCGCUCGAUCUUCUGCUCAAUCUUCUGCUCAAUUUUUGAGAAUACAGCCAAAAUGCGCUUCAGCACCAGCAUCCUCGCCAUCGUCGGCCUCGCCACUCAAUCCACCCUCGCCGCUACGUGCUUCCCGCAAAGCGGAUGCAAGUCGUGCGCUAGCUUCCAGGAGCUCGAGGAUCUCAAGAACAACUUCUGUGCCACCAAAUUUAACCUCGCCAACACGCCCGAGCAGUUCAAUUUCCAGGCGCACGCGCAGGUCCUCGGUGGGCCAAUUGGCAGCCAGGACCUGUGCAAUAGCGCUUUCGACAAUAUUGUUGAUCAGUGCUUUGGGAAUCAUGAUGGUGGGGACUUCAACUUCAAUGGGUGGGACUUGAAGGUCGGGUUUUGCUCUUGCGACUAG